Messenger RNA from Aplysia californica (California sea hare), 2105 nucleotides. RefSeq names its product delta(24)-sterol reductase. NCBI's taxonomy places the organism in Eukaryota, Metazoa, Mollusca, Gastropoda, Aplysiida, Aplysiidae. Gene Ontology annotation, cellular component: membrane; cytoplasm. Gene Ontology annotation, molecular function: Delta24(24-1) sterol reductase activity; FAD binding. Gene Ontology annotation, biological process: steroid metabolic process. The record is from RefSeq and is a predicted model, not a curated record.
AAUAGAGGGAGUCUGCUGAACCAGUCGUAUUGCUCUGUUCCCGGGGUUAAAUUGAGUUCAGGGAUCGUGCGGCGUCCGUCGUCUGUGUGCUUCCCCAGGCGACAACACUGAACACAAAACGCCGGCGCCUGACGGGUGGUUCGAUACACGGCACCUGCUUCUGUCUCAGUUUCAGUCUCAUUCUCAAGAAUCAUCGACUUGGCAGUCCAGCCUUCUUUUCCAAACGUGGCUUCAGAUCGGUAUAGAUUCUUGAAUAACGCGACGAAUAUUGUUGCCUCUUGUAACUGUUUAGUGGAUUUUUUUUUGCAAAAUCAGAAUGGAGAUCUCUUUGAUGGAACAUAUUCUUAUCCACUAUCGAUGGAUUUUUGUUUGCUUGUUUCUUCUCCCUGUCUCGGUGAUUUACGAUGCUGUAAUGUACUUGCGGAUGAAGAUUGUGUUUGCUCUCAGCUCUGCACCAAAGCAACACGACAAGCGAGUUCAGCAAAUCCAAAAACAGGUUCGAGACUGGAAUGACCAGGGCCGCCAGAACCGCAUGUGCACGGCACGGCCUGGCUGGGCCACCAUGAGCUUCCGGCGCGGUCUGUACAAACACACGCUGCACAACAUCGAGAUCAACCUCAUCGACAUCCUCAACGUGGACACGCAGCGAGAGAUUGUGCGUGUGGAGCCACUGGUCACUAUGGGUCAGGUGACCGCCUGCCUGAACCCCCUGGGCUGGACACUGCCGAUCCUGCCUGAGUUGGACGAUCUGACAGUCGGUGGUUUGAUCAUGGGGGUUGGAAUUGAAACUUCGUCUCACCUCUACGGUCUGUUCCAACAUUCGUGUGUCAGUUUUGAGCUGGUCACAGCAGAUGGCAGUGUGGUCAAAUGCUCAAAGGACGAGAACCCAGACCUGUUCUACGCCGUGCCGUGGUCGCACGGCACCCUUGGCUUCCUGGUGGCGGCCGAGAUCAAGAUCGUCCCGGCCAAGAAGUACGUCAAGAUGGAGUACAUCCCUGUGGGCUCGGUGAAGGAGCUGGAGCGCCGCUUCCUGGACGAGGACACGUGCAAGAACAACCAGUUCCUGGAGGCCCUCGUCUACUCGCGCUCGCAGUCCGUGUUCAUGGUCGGCAACCUGACGGACGAGGCAGAGCCUGAUAAGGUUCCAGAUGCUGUACGCAGAUUCGUACCUGAGCCGCGAGCAGUUCCGUGCCAUGUUUGACCACUCCCUCUACGACAAGAUGAGGAAGCAACUGGACUGUGAGAAAGCCUUCCCAGAGGUGUACGAGAAGGUCAACCGCAAGGCGCGUACCUAACGACCCGCGACGAACGACACACACCCCCCCCCCUUCCCAGGCCUGCCAGGUACUCCCAGAAAGAAAAUCCGAGCUUUCUAAUUUAAAAAUUAAAAUUUUUUUUGGCCUUUUAAGAACCUUGAUUGGAAUUGCGUAAAAUCUGAUUGAUCUAUUCUUGAAUUGGGUCUUCAUCAGGUGGUCGUAUGUGACUUUUAUCGUAAAUGGCAAUGUCAAAAAAACACAUUUUUAUUUGCGUUUUAAUUUAUUGUAUUUGCUAUGCAAUUAUAUUUACCAUAGUUGGUUUGUUACGUAGUCGUUAUCUUCUGGGGUUCUGGAAACUGAUUUCUUUUGCUCAAACUCCUAUUUUUGGGGAAGAUAUAGAGAAAAACUCCUCUUUAGGGGGAAGAUUGAGAGAAAAACUCCUAUUUUUGGGGAAGAUAUAGAGAAAAACUCCUCUUUAAGGGGAAGAUUGAGAGAAAAACUCCCAUUUUUGGGGAAGAUAUAGAGAAAAACUCCUCUUUAAGGGGAAGAUUGAGAGAAAAACUCCUAUUUUUGGAGGAAGAUUAACUCCUAUUUUGGGGGGAAGAGAUUUAGAGAAAAACUAAUUUUUGGGAGCAAACUUGUAUGUUUGGGGGAGCAUUCAGGCAAAAACUUGGGAAAACUUGUAUUUUUGUUGCUGGAGUAGCAGGCAGGUGUGGGGACCCCAUGGCCGUACAGGACUGGCCGCAUGUUUUCCUACGUGGAGCAGGGAGGUACAGACAUCAGAGCACCAGGGGGUAGCCUCUAUACGUAGUGGAGGCUGGAACAACUUCUUGUUCACGUUCAACGAAA